Molecule: messenger RNA, 981 nt
Organism: Nematolebias whitei (Rio pearlfish)
Lineage: Eukaryota; Metazoa; Chordata; Actinopteri; Cyprinodontiformes; Rivulidae
Gene: pdcb
Product: phosducin b
Exons: 4
Coding region: 96-806 (236 amino acids)
Biological process (GO): regulation of G protein-coupled receptor signaling pathway
Source: RefSeq, a predicted model, not a curated record
CUCAUAACAAGUGAUUGAGAGGAGACCACUGCAUGGUUAACUGCUGACACGCGACAGGACUUUAAAGGGACUGUGGAAGGUAGCUGAUUAAAACCAUGUCUGGCAGGAUGAUUGAACUGGAAGAGACUGCAACCCAGACAGGUCCAAAGGGGGUAAUUAAUGACUGGAGGAGGUUUAAGUUAGAAAGUAUGGAUCGUGAAAAUCUGCCUCCUGCAAAAAGAGAGCUGCUGAGGCAAAUGUCGUCCCCCAAUAAGUCACAAGAUGAUGCCAGGGCAAACCUUAACCGCAAGAUGAGUGUCCAAGAGUAUGAAAUGCUCAAGGAGGAGGACGAAGGAUGUCUAAAGAAGUACAGAAGACAAUGCAUGGAAGAGAUGCACAACAAGCUCAGCUUCGGCCCAAAGUUCGAAAGUGUCCACGAACUGGACAGUGGAGAGGCGUUCCUUGAAGUCAUUGAGAAGGAACAUCAUACCACAGUGGUGGUGGUCCACAUUUACAAAAUCGGGGUGAAAGGAUGUGAGCAGCUGAACAGUUGCCUGGACUGCUUGGCCGCUGAGUACCCCACCGUAAAGUUCUGCAGGAUCGAUGCUGUUGCAUCUGGUGCUGCCGAGCGUUUCUCUGAUGAGUAUUUACCAACGCUGCUGGUGUACAAGGCCGGAGAGCUGCUGGGAAACUUCCUGUCCUGCACGCAGCACCUAAACGAGGAGUUCUUUGCGACCGAUGUUGAGGCCUUCCUCAACAGCUAUGGCCUGCUGCCAGAGAAAGACCUACCAGGGAUGGAGGAUGAAGAAGAACAUGACGUAGAGUAAUCAAAGAGUUUGGCUGCUGAGGAGGAGAAUGUGUGGUGGCAUCAAGAGGCUGGGAAAUCAGGUUUGAGUAAAACAAUUUGUAAAUAAAAUAUGACGAGUGAAUGUUUUGGAUUUCGGCAAACAGGAAAACCAUUUUCCCACCAGAACGUAAUGGACUGGUUAAAAUGUUGUAGUC